CCCCAUCCCCUCCUGGCCACAGCUCACACUGCGGGGAGGGGUGGAGGCUGGGCCGCCUCCUGGACCCCUGCCCCCUUGCCCUGCCUUCCAGGGCCGGGCAGCCUCGGUCCACUGUUGGGCUGGGAGCAAGAAGCAGUGGCUGCCCUUGGAGAGGCAGCUCCAGCUGGGAUGGCAGCUCCAGCAUCUCUAAGGGCCUUGGGGGGUCCAGCCCCUCAGGGGGCACCCUAGGCCUUCCACAGCCAGCAGCCUGUGUGCCUGCCCCCCACCCAUCUGCGGGCCACUCACCAUGGGUGGCUGCUUCUCCAAGCCCAAGCCAGUGGAGCUCAAGAUCGAGGUGGUGCUGCCCGAGAAGGACCGGGGCAAGGAGGAGCUGUCUGCCGGCGGGAAGGGCAGCCCCCGGGCCUACCAGGGCAACGGCACAGCCCGCCAUUUCCAUGCAGAGGAACGCCUGCCCGCCCCCCACCCCUACCCUGGUGCCCAGGACUGCCUGGAGGCUGCUGUCUGCCACAUCAAAGACCUGGAGAACGGCCAGAUGCGGGAAGUGGAGCUGGGCUGGGGGAAGGUGUUGCUGGUGAAAGACAACGGGGAGUUCCAUGCCCUGGGCCACAAAUGUCCGCACUAUGGUGCGCCCCUGGUGAAAGGAGUGCUGUCCCGUGGACGGGUGCGCUGCCCCUGGCAUGGCGCCUGCUUCAACAUCAGCACCGGAGACCUGGAGGACUUCCCUGGCCUGGACAGUCUGCACAAGUUCCAGGUGAAGAUUGAGAAGGAGAAGGUGUACGUCCGGGCCAGCAAGCAGGCCCUGCAGCUACAGCGAAGGACCAAGGUGAUGGCCACGUGCAUCUCUCCAAGCGCUGGCCACAGCAGCAGCACCAACGUGCUCAUCGUGGGCGCAGGCGCAGCUGGCCUGGUGUGUGCAGAGACGCUGCGGCAGGAGGGCUUCUCAGACAGGAUCGUCCUGUGCACUCUGGACCGGCACCUUCCCUACGACCGGCCCAAGCUUAGCAAGUCUCUGGAUGCACAGCUGGAGCAGCUGGCCCUGAGGCCCAAGGAGUUCUUCCGAGCCCAAGGCAUCGAGGUGCUCACUGAGGCCCAGGUGGUCACGGUGGACGUGAGGAACAAGAAGGCCGUGUUCAAGGAUGGCUUCAAGCUGGAGUACAGCAAGCUGCUGCUGGCACCCGGGAGCAGCCCUAAGACCCUGAGCUGCAAAGGCAAAGACGUGGAGAAUGUGUUCACCAUCCGGACGCCCGAGGACGCCAACCGCGUGGUGAGGUUGGCCCGGGGCCGCAACGCUGUGGUCGUGGGAGCCGGCUUCCUGGGGAUGGAGGUGGCCGCCUACCUGACUGAGAAGGCCCACUCAGUGUCCGUGGUGGAGCUGGAGGAGACGCCCUUCAGGAGGUUUCUGGGGGAGCGCGUUGGUCGUGCCCUCAUGAAGAUGUUUGAGAGCAACCGGGUCAAGUUCUACAUGCAGACGGAGGUGUCGGAGCUGCGGGCCCAGGAGGGAAAGCUGAAGGAGGUCGUGCUGAAGAGCAGCAAGGUCUUGCGGGCUGACGUCUGCGUGGUGGGCAUUGGUGCAGUGCCUGCCACGGGCUUCCUGAGGCAGAGCGGCAUAGGUCUGGAUUCCCGAGGCUUCAUCCCUGUCAACAAGAUGAUGCAGACCAAUGUCCCGGGCGUGUUUGCAGCUGGCGACGCUGUGACCUUCCCCCUGGCCUGGAGGAACAAUCGGAAAGUGAACAUCCCACACUGGCAGAUGGCUCAUGCCCAGGAGACACAUGUUCUGCAGAAUUCCUCACCAACCUGUGCAGUCACCCAGGGAGGGAGAGAGGGGUUUAGUAGAACCCGGGCCAGCUCCCCACUCUCCCCUUUGGGCCACUUGACUGGCUCUGUGAACCCAGCUGCCUCGUGCAGGCCCCUGGGAUGUGGCCGUCUGGGCCUGGAAACCUGGGCUCAGUGGGGACCUGCUGUGCUCUCUGAGGAACAACCUUCCCCCUCCCCUUGGGCGGUCCCUGUGCACACCUGGUCUGGGCCUCUCAGCCGCAGGUACAGCCAGUUAGCUGCCUCGGAGAGAGGACGGCCAGACCCCCUGCACCCUCCUCCCUUCUCUCGGCCUUCACGUUAUCUGAGCAUCUGUGCCUGAAACCCCACUCCUGGUACCAAUUUCUGCUCGGGUCCAAGGUCUAAAGUUGGUGCUAGGUUUGAAGGAACCAAAAGCUACUCAUCAGCUGAGUAUAAUUAAGGUUUAACUGGGAGGGUCCAAGGACUGUCACAGACCUCCAAAUACAGGGGUCCAGUGGGGCCUUGUCCAAACUGGGGAGCCACCCACCCUAUUCUGUCUUGGGCUCUGAGUGAGGCUGUCAUCCCUGCUUCCCUGGACACUGGUGCCCCAUUCGCCCGCCUCCCUCCUCAGACCUGACCUGUCCGGUUAGUUGCCUGUGUCACAUCUGAAAUGGUCCCGGGAAGCCAAGCCCUUCCAGACCCAGUCCAGGCACUUCAUCUUAGUGGCCAGGUUUGGGCCUGGUGUCCCUCUCUGCACGCAUUAUCUGCGAGCAGCGGUGGACAGUGGGUUGGGCAGUGAUUUACCUCUGGGGUGGGGGGGAAUAGCCCCACCUGUCAGGCGUCCCCAGAGAGCCGGGGCAGGCAGUGGAGGGGUGGUGAGGGCUCGGGGCGGGGCUCUCACGACCCCGGGACCCUCAGGACGCGUGGCGGCCCAGAACAUGCUGGCGCAGGAGGCGGAGAUCAGCACGGUACCCUACCUAUGGACCGCCAUGUUCAGCAAGAGCCUGCGCUACGCGGGUAACAACGGGCCCCGGACGCGGGCAGGGCCCAG
Messenger RNA from Globicephala melas (long-finned pilot whale), 2824 nucleotides. NCBI's taxonomy places the organism in Eukaryota, Metazoa, Chordata, Mammalia, Artiodactyla, Delphinidae. The record is from RefSeq and is a predicted model, not a curated record.